Molecule: messenger RNA, 1726 nt
Organism: Brassica oleracea var. oleracea
Lineage: Eukaryota; Viridiplantae; Streptophyta; Magnoliopsida; Brassicales; Brassicaceae
Product: cytochrome P450 71B28-like
Exons: 2
Coding region: 102-1586 (494 amino acids)
Molecular function (GO): monooxygenase activity; heme binding; iron ion binding
Source: RefSeq, a predicted model, not a curated record
UCUGACAGACAGAUAUUGCCUAGCCUAGCUUCGUUUAUUUUAUUUAUUGAACUCCAAGACUCUACAGAAGAAGACAGAACCAAGAAAACAGGACAACGAACAUGUUAAUCUUCCUCUGUUUCCUCUUCCUCUUUCCCCUAGUCUUGAUCGUCUUGCAAAAUCUCAAGCCCUCUAAAUGGAAUCUUCCUCCAGGUCCACUAAAGCUUCCCAUCAUCGGAAACUUACACCAACGCCGAGAGUUACAUCCAAGGAACCGUCUAAAUCUCACCCAAAAGUAUGGACCAGUCGUGCUUCUCCGCUUCGGAUACGUCCCCGUGGUCGUGAUCUCAUCGAGAGACGCAGCAGAGGAAGUUCUCAAGACCCAUGACCUUGAGUGUUGUAGCCGACCAGAGACCGUCGGGACCAGAACAAUCUCUUACAACUGCAAAGGCAUAGGGUUCAUGCCUUACGGUGAGGAGUGGAAGGCGUUAAGAAAGCUCGCUGUUAUCGAGCUCUUCAGCAUGAAGAAGCUACAAUCUUUUAGGUAUAUCAGAGAGGAAGAGAGUGACUUGUUGGUCAAGAAACUGUCUGAAUCUUCUUCGAGCCAAUCUGUAGUGAAUUUGAACAAAACCCUUUUCACCUUAGUCGCGAGUAUAAUCUGUAGGAUAGGGUUUAGGUUAAAUCUCCAGGACUGUGAGUUCAUAGAUGAAGAUAGCAUCGCAGAGUUUGUGCAAAAGUGUGAAUCAGUCACGAGGACGUCUAUGUUCUCUGACUUCUUUCCUGGAAGAUUCGGUAGAUUCAUCGAUAGAGUCUCCGGUCAGAACACGAGAUUAGAGAGUAUAUUCUCUGAAGUUGACAGUUUCCUUCAGAAUAUUCUUGAUGAUCAUCUUAAGCCUGGAAGAAGAAGAGUAGAAGAGAGCUCUGAUAUUAUUGACGUCAUGAUCGAUAUGAUGAGGAAUCAAGACAAAGAUGGAGACUCUUUCAAGCCGACCACAGAUAAUCUCAAAGGAAUGAUAUCGGACAUAUUUAUAGCGGGAGUUAACACUAGCGCCUCCACAAUGAUAUGGGCAAUGACUGAACUAAUCAGAAACCCUAGAGUGAUGAAGAAAGUCCAAGACGAGAUUCGGAGAACGCUUGGGAACAAUAAAGAGAGAAUCACAGAACAAGAUGUUACCAAACUUCAUUACUUCAAACUAAUGGUUAAGGAAACAUUGAGGUUACACCCAGCAGCUCCACUUUUGCUCCCAAGAGAGACGUUGACUCACAUCAAGAUCCAAGGCUACGAUAUUCCCCCAAAAACUAAGAUCUUGAUCAAUGCUUACGCGAUUGCACGUGAUCCAGAACUGUGGACAAAUCCAGAUGACUUCAACCCGGACAGGUUUCUUGAUAGUUCUGUAGAUUACAAGGGAUUGAACUUUGAGCUUUUACCGUUUGGGUCUGGUAGGAGAAUUUGUCCAGGGAUGGCAUUGGGGGUUGCCAUGGUUGAAUUGGGAUUGUUGAAUUUGCUUUACUUCUUUGAUUGGGGAUUGCCUGAGAAGGAAGCAGCUGACAAGAUCAUCACCGGGAAUGAAGUUGCUCUUGACCUCUUUCAAGUUCUGCACCACUAAAAAUAUGAUUUGUUUUGGUAACAACUUCUUAAUAUUUGGUUACUGAAUAUUUUUUUAAGAAUCAUAGGGUCUCUAUUAUUCUUAGUUACUUAUAAUCCAUUUAUGGUUAAUCUCCUAUUACUCAGAGAUUAAGAAAAACA